Molecule: messenger RNA, 2270 nt
Organism: Klebsormidium nitens
Lineage: Eukaryota; Viridiplantae; Streptophyta; Klebsormidiophyceae; Klebsormidiales; Klebsormidiaceae
Source: the annotation of a GenBank genome assembly
AUGUCACCUGGCCGUUGCAAAGCAGCCCCAUCCGAAAAGCUCUUUGAACAACAACCUGAAGGACAAAAGCUUGCUAGCUCCAAAGCAAGGAGAGAAGAGUUUCUAACCAAGGGCGUAGCCAUGGAGCGUCUGCAGCAGUCCCUGGAGGCAUUGCAGCUCCACUCCUUAUCCAACUCAGCUCAAGCUGUAACCGUCUUGACUGGUCUUCUGACCGUUCUCCUCUUCUCGGUGCGCAUCUUCGUCCCAACAAGGGCGGCCCGCUGGCUGCGCAAGGUUCCUGGGCCUCCUUCUUAUCCCGUCGUAGGGAACCUCAUUGAGAUUUUCAGCAAAGGGUAUCAUGAGUGCCAUAAGGAAUGGCUAUCGAUGUAUGGCUCGGUGUAUAAGUAUGUGAUGGGGGACACGUUGCUGGUGGUUUCAGACCCUGAUGUUGUGCAGCAGGUUGGGAUCCGUAUGUUCAAGACUUUUCACGACCGGCAGAUGCCAGGCUUUCUGGAUGAGAAUCAAGCGGGCAAGGCGCUUGUCUUCAGCAAGGGCCCAUACUGGUCUGGCGUGCGUAACGCAGUGCUCCCCCUUUUUCACACCGCAAAGCUUCAGCACUUUGGGCGUACCAUGCAUGAGUGUGCAGAGCUCUUGGUAACGCGCCUUGAGAAAGCCGCUGCGAACAAGGAGCAACUCAACCUGCUGGAAUGGGCGGGGGAAAUGACCAUGGACGUGUUAGGGUCUUCAGCCUUUGGGGUUACUUUCAACAGUCAGGUCGGCGAAAAGACCGAGGGCCUCAAUUUGACAAAGGCCGUGAGCGGGAAUCUCGCCAGCAUGGCGGAACUGCGCUUCAGCACUCUCCUGGCGAUCCUGUGCCCUCCUCUACGGAAGCCCGCGCAAUGGCUGAUGUCACUCAUUCCCGGGACGGGUGACAACGUGGGUAAAAAGCGGAACGUCUACAUGAUGCGGGAGAGCAAGAAGAUCAUCCAGGCUCGACGGAAAGAGGCUGACGUGGCAGAGACCCGUCACGAUUUUCUGAGCAUGCUGACGCAAGCCCGGGACAAGACCACGGGAGAGCCUCUCUCGGACGCGUCGAUCCAGGCGAUCGUGUACGAGUUCCUUGGCGCGGGCACGGACACGACAGCCAACACGUUGAGCUUCGCCGUGUACUCGUUGACCAACAACCCGGCGGCCGAGGAAAAGAUGCGCCGCGAGAUCCGCGCCUUUUACGAGAAGCUCGAGAAAGAAGGAGUGAAGGACACGGCAUUCCGCCCGACGUACGACGAGCUGGCCCAGUUUCCGUACGUCGAGCAGGUGGUCCAAGAGACUCUGCGGCUCUACCCGACGGGAGCCGUUCUUUCGCGCCAGGCGUCCGAGGACUGCCAGGUGGCGGGCAUCCACCUGCCCAAGGGCGUCAAUGUAUUGAUUCCGGUCUACGCCAUGCACCACAACCCGGAAGUCUUUCCCGACCCAGAAGAGUUCCGCCCGGAACGGUUCGAUCCGGCGGAAGUUGCUGGAAGGCAUCCGUACGCUUACAUCCCGUUCGGGCUUGGCCCACGGAUGUGUCUGGGACACCGCUUUGCGAUGGAAGAAGCAAAGCUCGCGCUCAUUCGGCUUUACAAGACACUCACCUUUUCGGUGGUCAACGAGAAGAUUCUGCGGCCUGACGGAAAGCUAGAUCUUCAAGUGGGAAUUGUGCUGAAGCCAAGGAACGGCAUGUGGGUCGUGCCGCAAGUACAGCGUUAGUGAAGUUGUCAACCCUGAGUUCGCGCCGUGAUGAUCUUAGUAAUCUAGUAGCGUGUAAAGUUGCAUGCGAUUCGUACCGGAAGCCGGUUCUGGUGCCGUUGCAUGUUUUCUACAAAGAUAGACGUUCGAGUGGCUCGCAAUUUGUACCAUCCAAAUAAGGUCAUUGAAGUAGUAGACAAAUCGGACGUAUCACUGUAUAUCUUGAGACCGGAAGAGAGUGUGACAGGGGGGCCGGAUCAGUCGGAUGAUGUGUUUGAAUUUUUUUGCUGCAGUGGUAGCUUGGUCUCGCCGGCGGCACCAUCCCACGAUCAGGGACUUUAGCAGAUCAAGUCUGCUGAAAGCCUCAAUGUUUGCAAGAGUUGCCUUGUGAAAGGCACCGGUGAGGCACCGGCCGUACGUACCCAGUUAACAAACAUAUGGUUGAUAUAUUGGAAUGUUUGGAGCUAUACCAUCACAAUAUCGUCGCGCCGAGUGCAGAAAACCCAAGUCAUUGACGAAGUUGAACGCGAUGUAUUUGUGCAACAAUAUUCGAUGUUCUCUGAUCA